AGCCCCGCGGCGCGCGCACGCACACGUAACCUUCUCGAGUAACAAGUGCCGAGUUGAGGCAUUAGUGCAGUGCGACAGUGAGUGAGUGCAGUGAGUGCACGGCUGCAGUGCCGCGAAGCACUGACCGACCGGUGGCGGCAUGCUGGAGGCAUGCGCGCUGCCGCUGCGCUGACCCGAUGCGCCGCGCGCGCCUUCCGCCCGCGCUGCUGCUCGCCCUCGCCCUCGUCUGCCUCUCGCAAAGCGCGGCGGGGGCGGGCGUGUUCGAGCUGCAGAUCCUCGAGUUCAGCAAUUACCGGCUGCAGCUGGCAUCAGGCGCGUGCUGCGCCGGCGGCCGCCGCCCGCCGCCCGGCGCCGCCGCCGCCGCCUGCAGCCAGCCCUGCCGCACGCGUUUCGCGCUCUGCCUCAAAGAAUACCAGUCCGCGGCUGCGCCCGGCGCCUGCUCCUUUGGCCGCGCCGCCUCGCCCGUUCUCGGCACGGACUCCUUCACGCUUGCCGAGCCACUCUACACGCUCUCCCUGCCUUUCUCGUUCCGCUGGACGCGCUCGUUCACGCUCAUUCUUCAGGCUUACGACGACUACAACUACACGGACCCGGAGGAGACGGGCCUGAUCGAGGAGGCGUGGUGGUCGGGCAUCGUGGAGCCGGGCGCCGAGUGGCACGCGCUGCGCCACGCCGGCGCCGCCGCCGCGCUCGCCUACCGCGUGCGCGUCACCUGCCAGCCCAACUACUACAACACCACCUGCACCACCUUCUGCCGCCCGCGCGACGACAAGUUCGGCCACUACACCUGCAGCGCGCAGGGCGACAAGCACUGCCUGCCCGGCUGGCAGGGCGACAACUGCGAGAAGCCCGUCUGCAAAGAGGGCUGCCACCCGACACACGGCCGUUGCGACCGGCCUGGCGACUGCGACUGCCGACCGGGCUGGCGUGGCGAGCUUUGCUCGCAGUGCCAGCCGUAUCCCGGCUGCAAACACGGCUACUGCAAUGGCUCCUCGUGGGAUUGUACUUGCGACACCAACUGGGGCGGCAUACUCUGCGACCAAGAUCUCAAUUACUGUGGUACGCACGAGCCUUGCCAGCACGGAGGGACGUGUGAAAACACGGCGCCCGACCAGUACCUGUGCUCCUGCGCCGAGGGUUUCUCCGGCGUGGAUUGCGAGCGAGUGGACAACCCUUGCGCGCCGCAGCCGUGCGCACACGGCGCCUGCGCGCUGGCCACGUCGCCGCGGGGCUUCACCUGCGCCUGCGACGCCGGCUGGACCGGCGCGCUCUGCGACCAGGACGUGGACGACUGCGCCAGCGCGCCCUGCCACAACGGCGCCACCUGCCGCGACCUGGUGGACGCCUUCAGCUGCGAUUGCGCGCCCGGCUGGACCGGACCCGCCUGCUUCGACGAUGUGGAUGAAUGCGCGGUGCGGCCGGAGGGCGGCCCGGAGGGUGCUGCGGGCCCGUGCGUCAAUGCGGCCGCCUGCAACAACACCGCAGGCGGGUACUCCUGCGCCUGCUUGGCGGGGUGGACGGGCCGCGACUGCGAGCUCAACGUGGACGACUGCAUAGGCCAGUGCCUAAAUGGCGCCACCUGCAUCGACCUCGUGGACGACUUUCACUGCGCAUGCGCCGCUGGUUAUGUGGGACGCACCUGCGAGCGCGACGUCGACGACUGCGCCUCGCGUCCCUGCCGCAAUGGUGGCGAGUGCGUCGACCUGCUCGACGCCUACCGCUGCAUCUGCCCCGUCGGCUUCUCGGGCACCGACUGUGAGGACGACCGCGACCAUUGCGCAGACGCGCCGUGCAGCAACGGCGCGCCGUGCUACACGGCGCAGAGCGACUACUUCUGCCACUGCACGCCCGGCUGGACCGGCAAGAACUGCACGCAGCGCGCACCCGCCGCGCGCCCCGCUUACCCGACCCGCGUGGAGGACUGCACCGAGGGCGGGUGCGGCGCCGGCGGGAGCUGCGUGGAAGCGCCGGGCGUCGCGCCGCGCUGCGUCUGCCGCGCCGGUUGGACGGGCGUCCGCUGCGAAACCGAAAUAAACGAAUGUGCGACUAAUCCGUGCCGCAACAACGGCACCUGCGUCGACGGGCCGGCCGAUUUUGUUUGCGUCUGCCCCGAGGGCUGGAGGGGGAAAACGUGCUCGGUGCGAAGCGACUACGAGCGCUGUGUCGAUCGACCGUGCGCCAACGGCGGCACGUGCGUGCGCGACGCGGGCGGCUGGCGCUGCGCCUGCGCCGCCGGCUGGACCGGCGCGGCCUGCGACGCCGCGGCGCAC
Molecule: messenger RNA, 2270 nt
Organism: Hyposmocoma kahamanoa
Lineage: Eukaryota; Metazoa; Arthropoda; Insecta; Lepidoptera; Cosmopterigidae
Gene: Ser
Product: protein jagged-1b-like
Exons: 12
Biological process (GO): Notch signaling pathway; cell communication; multicellular organism development
Cellular component (GO): membrane
Molecular function (GO): calcium ion binding
Source: RefSeq, a predicted model, not a curated record